This is a messenger RNA of Trichosporon asahii var. asahii CBS 2479, 1260 nucleotides long. RefSeq names its product disulfide-isomerase precursor. Gene Ontology annotation, molecular function: protein disulfide isomerase activity. Gene Ontology annotation, biological process: protein folding. The coding region runs from base 1 to 1260 and encodes 419 amino acids. The transcript has 3 exons. The record is from RefSeq and is a predicted model, not a curated record. NCBI's taxonomy places the organism in Eukaryota, Fungi, Basidiomycota, Tremellomycetes, Trichosporonales, Trichosporonaceae. Gene Ontology annotation, cellular component: endoplasmic reticulum.
AUGAGGCUCUCAUUCAUCUCGGGAGCUGUGCUCGCCCUCGCCGGGCUUGUGUCUGCUUCCAAUGUUGUCGAGCUCGACAGCAAGAACUUUGACUCGCCCGCGCAGCCCGGCUGGUCUGAAGAGAAGCUGGUGGUUGUCACCACGGGGCCGGUCGUCGGUCAGGAGAAGGGCGCCUUCGUCGAGUUCUACGCCCCGUGGUGCGGAAUGUGCAAGAAGCUCGCGCCCGUGUACGAGCAGCUCGCCGAUGUCUUCCCGUCGUCCAAGGUGAUCAUCGCCAAGACCGACGCCGACGGACCGGCCAAGGACCUCGGCAACCGUUACGGCAUUCGCGGCUACCCGACUCUGAAGUGGUUCCCCGCCGGCUCCCUCGAGGGCGAGGACUACUCUGGCGGGCGUGACCUCGAGUCCCUCGUCAAGUUUGUCACGCAAAAGUCGGGCGUCAAGUCGACCCUCAAGCCGCCUCCUCCCGGGGCCGCGGUCGAGCUGACGGCGGAGAACUUUGACGACGUCGUCAACGGCGCGCGCAACGUGCUCGUCGCAUUCACGGCGCCCUGGUGCGGACACUGCAAGAACAUGAAGCCUGCGUACGAGGCCGUGGCCCGCGCGUUCAAGGAUGAGGAGGACGUGGUCGUCGCGCUCAUGAACGCGGACGACGACGCGAACCGGCCCAUCGCGCAGCGCUUCGAGGUCAAAUCCUUCCCCACCAUCAAGUUCUUCCCCAAGGACUGGACCUUCCCCAUGGCGUACUCGUCUGGCCGCUCCGCGGAGCAGUUUGCCAACUUCCUCAACGAGCACUGCGGCACGCAGCGUUCCGCCACUGGCCUCCUCAACGACGUCGCCGGCACGGUCGGCGAGCUCAACGACCUCGCCGCGGCUUACAUCGCCUCCAUCCCCUCGCGCGAGGAGGCGUACGAGAAGGCCAAGGCUUAUGUCUCCAACCUGACGUCUUCGGCUUCGGAUGCCGCGUCCGGCGUCUCGGACGAGGCGAGCAAGAGGGCCCGCGUCGCGGCCGAGUACUACGUCCGCGCCAUGGAGCGCAUCAAGUCCAAGGGCGACGCGUGGCUCGAUAAGGAGAAGAACCGCCUCGCCGGUCUCUUGAGCUCUCAGAGCAUGGCCGGCAAGAAGCUCGACGAGCUCAAGGUCAAGAUCAACAUUCUCAAUGCGUUUGUCGCUAAGAAGAUUGACGAGAUCACCGCCGACGAUGAGGACGGAGACGUCGUCGAGGUCGACGAGCAGGUCGUGCUGAAGGACGAGCUCUAA